Helianthus annuus (common sunflower) is the source of this 2130-nucleotide messenger RNA. Its product is annotated as protein NLP6. The transcript has 4 exons. Gene Ontology annotation, molecular function: protein binding; DNA-binding transcription factor activity. The record is from RefSeq and is a predicted model, not a curated record. NCBI's taxonomy places the organism in Eukaryota, Viridiplantae, Streptophyta, Magnoliopsida, Asterales, Asteraceae. Bases 668 to 1222 code for a protein of 184 amino acids.
UUUCUAUUUUCACCUCAGUUUUCUUCAACACUGUCUCUUAUUAUAAUAUGAUUUUGUUUUCGAUCCUUUCUUCAUAAACGUUUUCUGUGGAUCGCUUCGUUUUACGUUUAUAUGUUUUGUAUUUCGCUCUCUGUGUGUUUAUUUUACUGUCAAUCAUUAACACAUGAUUAAAAUUUUCAGCGCAUGUAUACAUACAAGCAUAUAUACACAUAUACUCAUCAUCAGCAUAUAGAUCUGUGUGUUUCUCAAUUCUCUUAGGCCACUAAGGGUGCCCACCACCACCCGCCACCACGUCAACUACCCGAAAACGCCCCGCCGGAACCAGAAGUGGAACCCGUUCGGGUACCACUCACACACCACUGACAACUCUCUCUCUGAUUCAGUAAUCACCACCCGAAUAGCCCUACCUGAUACACCGGCAACUGUGUUACUGAUCGGGUAGGAGAUGGUGCUCCGACCCGUUAAGUGAAAUUAAACAGCGGGUUUUUUGACAUUUCGGGGGUCGGAGCGUUCUUGGGUGUGGCAAUCGGGUAGGGGUACCCAAUUGGGUCGACCACGCCGCCGCUGGUGAUUCGGGUGGUGAAACUGGGUUACGAAAACGGAAGAUGGUUACCGAUCUGGGUUGUCUCUUUGUUUGGGGUUUUGAAUUGGGUUGCACCCCUGGUUUAUGCUUGGGUUAAUCAGAAAUCAAGAAGCGGAAAUGUAUCCAAAGUGUGCGGACCAGAAGAGGAAGUCGCAGCCAGUUGAUUAUGCGGAUAAGGAUUUGUGGACAGUUUCCAAGAGAGAGAUUACUUCUGUAAGACAGCUUUGUGACUCAAGCUACAUGCCAUCACUUUCGGUGUUUAGAAAAAAUAAGCCAUGUUUGGAACUAAGAGCUGCCAAUAUUGACCCAUAUCAUCAGAAAAUACAGGACAAGAUAGUAGCUGCAUUAAAACUCUUAACUGUCCGUGAGCAACGUGUUUUGGUUCAGUUUUGGUUUCCUCAUGAUGUUGGAAAGCACCAAUUACUUACAACCAUAGAUCAGCCGUUUGGUGUUGGUGUACUUGAUGCAGAACUUAGUUCGUAUCGGCAGGAUUCUGAGGGGAGAUCUUUUGUUGUGGAUAGGGAUUAUGAAGAAGGGGACCGUAGUCCUGCAGCUCGAGUAUACAAACGAGGGUUGCCAGAGUGGACACUAGAUGUAGUGGUUUCGACACUAGUUUCGUUUCCCAUGAAAACGCUAUAGUAAAGAGCUGUAGUAGUUUCGACACUAGAUGUGUCGGGAAAGUCUGCAUGUCGACAACCGAUCUACCAUUUUCUGUUCGAGACAUGAACUUGUGGCCGUUCCUUAAAGCUUGCAGAGAACGACAUCUGGACAGGUCCUGUGGCCUUGUCGGCAAGGCGUUGUUAUCCCGCGGUUCAUGUUUUUGUGGAGACGUAACCAAACUCAGUGAAGCAGAGUACCCUUUGAUCCACAAUGCACGCAUGUACCGGUUGACCAGCAGCUUUGCGAUCAUGUGUAGUGUUGAAGCCGAUGAUGACUAUGUGCUAAAGUUUUAUCUACCGCCAGAUAUUAGAGACAGCGGACAGGUCUCGAACUUGGUCCAAACAUUGAAGCACAACAUUCCGUUGAGUUCAGGAUUUGAACUGGGUGACAAGUCAUGUACGGUUCUGUCUGUAAACAUGGAACCUGAUGUUAUACAAACAUCCUCGGCGAAUCCCACCAACUUGAGCAUAGAGAUAACAAGCAAAAAACGUAAAAUAGAAUCGCUUACCGAGAUGGUGACAGCAGAGAUAAGUCAUAAUAAUAGCAAUAAGAAAAAAAUUCAGUUUUCUGUUUCAAUGGGACUUGCAUAUCUGGAAAACGAAGUGUUGCGAAGCUUCGAGUUAAAAGUGACGAGUUAAAACGAUGGUGUUGACGUCGAGGGUGGCUGUGGCUGGUGGAGACAGCAAUGAUGGUGGAGUCGUAGGUGGCGUUGACGGUGACAGUGGGGUGUGGGGUUGAGUUUGAACACAACUAAAUUUUUCCAUAUCUAUACAUGCACUCACGCGUGCGCAUAGGCAUGUAAUAGACAAGUAUUGAACAAGGUACUAUGCAUGCUGCAUAAAGCACCACAUAUAUUUUUCUUUUAAAGCUGUACUGUAUUACAUUCA